AAGUGGUAAAAAAUACUGACUUUAGAUGGUUGUGUCAGCUUAGAUAUUACUGGCUGGAUGACAACCUGUGGGCGUAUAUGAUCAAUUCGUACAUACGCUAUGGCUGUGAAUAUCUUGGCAAUACCUCUCGCCUGGUGAUCACUCCACCGACUGAUCGAUGCUAUCGAACUCUUUUUGGCGCCUUGAAUGUUCAUCUGGGCGGUGCGCCUGAGGGACCAGCUGGCACUGGUAAAACGGAAACCACAAAGGAUUUGGCAAAGGCGGUCGCCAAACAGUGCGUGGUCUUCAAUUGUUCGGAGGGUCUUGACUACAUCGCGCUAGGCAAGUUCUUCAAAGGCCUCGCCUCGUGCGGCGCCUGGUCUUGUUUCGACGAGUUCAAUCGAAUCGACCUGGAGGUCCUAUCGGUUGUGGCGCAGCAGAUUUUGACGAUCCAGUGCGCGAUCAUCGCCGGCACCGAAAAGAUGAUUUUCGAGGGUACGGAAAUCUACCUCGAUCCCACUUGCGCCAUAUUUACUACCAUGAAUCCGGGCUACGCUGGCCGAACCGAGCUGCCGGACAAUCUUAAGGCUCUUUUCCGUCCGGUGGCAAUGAUGGUGCCUGAUUACGCUCUGAUCGCGGAAAACACCUUGUACUCUUAUGGCUUUUAUAACGGCAGACCGUUAGCCGUGAAGAUUGUCACCGCUUACAAACUCUGUUCAGAGCAGCUCAGUAGUCAGCAUCAUUAUGAUUACGGCAUGAGAGCUGUCAAAUCUGUAUUGAUCGCUGCUGGCAAUCUGAAGCUUCGCUAUCCCAAUGAAUCUGAGGACAUCUUGAUGCUGAGGAGCAUUCUGGAUGUUAAUUUGCCAAAAUUCCUGAUUCACGAUUUACCAUUAUUUGAAGGAAUAGCCUCGGAUCUAUUUCCGGGCGUCGUGUUGCCGACACCAGAUUACACUCACAUCAACGCGUGCACGCGGGAUGCGUGCGCCAUGGCAAAUCUACAGUGUACAGAUGAUUUCCUGGAGAAGAUCCAGCAGAUUUACGAGAUGAUGAUCGUACGCCACGGCUUCAUGAUUGUCGGCCUACCGUUCGGUGGCAAGACCUCGGCUUACAGGAUGUUGGCAGAUUGCCUCGGUCUUCUGGAGGACAGAGGAUUGAUGAACGAGCAUCGCGUGGAGAUCACCGUCAUCAAUCCCAAAGCCAUCACCAUGGGUCAGUUGUACGGUCAGUUUGAUCCCGCGUCGCACGAGUGGAGCGACGGAGUCCUGGCGGUGUCCUACCGAGCCUUCGCCACUUCUACUAAUCUAAACAGGAAAUGGCUGGUCUUCGACGGACCAGUGGAUGCACUCUGGAUUGAAAACAUGAACACUGUACUGGACGACAAUAAAAAACUCUGUCUUACGUCUGGAGAAAUUAUCCUGCUUGCGCCUACGACGAAUCUCAUUUUCGAGCCCAUGGAUUUGGAGGUUGCAUCGCCUGCCACAGUAUCGAGAUGCGGUAUGAUCUAUAUGGAGCCAAUGAGUCUGGGCUGGAUUCCACUUUUGAUCUCGUGGCUGAACACAUUACCGCCUAGUUUCACCGAGGAUAUUAAGAGCCAUUUGAAGGACAUGUACUUGCGCUUUUGUCCGCCCCUAUUGCAUUUGAUUCGCCAUUGUGGCGCACGGGAAAUGAUAACAAUGCCGGAUGCUAAUCUAACGCGCUCGGUUAUGUACCUGUACGACUGCUUCCUGGACGAUUUUCGUAACGAAAAGUACGUGAGCGCACUCUCGGAUUUGGACGUGAAAGCGCAAGUGGAAGGCUGUUUUUUCUUCUCGUGCAUCUGGGCGAUGGGCAUCACCCUAAUGGUCGACUAUCGCGAAUGGUUCGACAUGCUCUUCAGAGCGUUGACAGAACGCGAAUUCCCGAAGGAAGUGCGCCAACGCUUCGCCAUACCUUCAGAAAUCGGUGAUCUGAAGAAACCUUACAUAGUCUCUUUACCGACUGUCGGCUCGGUUUUUGACUACAAAUAUAUCAAAGAGGGCAAAGGCAAGUGGAAACUCUGGCUGGAAGAUCUGCAGGAUGUUCCGCCGAUCCCCAAGGAUAUGCCAGUGAACCAGAUCAUUGUCUCCACGGUGGAGACCGUUCGAUAUUUUCACCUUUUCUGGCACCUUGUCCGCCACCACAAGCCGAUCCUUCUGGUCGGGCCGACGGGCACUGGAAAGUCCGUCUACAUUAUGGAGUUCUUGCUAAAGAAAAAUAAUCCUGAGAUUUUUAAGCCGCUUUUCGUAAUAUUCUCAGCGCAGACCACUGCCAAUCAGACGCAGGAUAUCAUUAUGAGUAAAUUGGACCGAAGGAAAAAAGGAUUAUACGGAGCACCGCCUGGUCAACAUUGGGUGAUCUUCGUGGACGAUGUGUCAAUGCCGCAAAAAGAAGAGUUCGGAGCGCAGCCCCCCAUUGAACUUUUGCGACAGUGGCUGGAUCACUGGACUUGGUACGAUCGAAAGGAAGUGGUACCUAUCAAGCUCGUGGACAUACAACUAAUGUGCGCGAUGGGACCGCCCGUGGGCGGACGUGACGUCACGCCGAGGUUCAAGCGACACUUUGUCACCCUAGCGAUUCCUGAGUUUGAUGACAACGUUCUGAUCACCAUAUUCGGCAGGAUCACUGCCUGGCACUUCUUCACCCGUGGCUUUCCUGAGUUCUUCGAGCCGUGUAUCGAUUACGUGGUUCACGCAACUCUGAACGUAUACAAGGAAGCCAGGAAGAAUUUGUUACCGACACCAGCAAAGUCGCAUUAUCUGUUUAAUCUACGGGAUUUCUCGAGAGUUAUUCAAGGCGUACUGCUCUCCACCCCCGAAACCAUCAUCGAUUUGGUCAACAUGAAGCGUUUGUGGGUUCACGAAGUGCUUCGAGUUUAUGGCGAUCGAUUGGUUGAUGAGACCGAUAAUAAAUGGCUAGUGGAACAAAUUCGGAGUGCCAUAAAGGAGCAUAUGGAUGAUGACAUGGACUAUCUCUUUCAAGAUUUACUGGACGAACCUGGUGCACAGGUGACGGAGGUGCAUUUGCGAAAUCUCGUCUAUUGCGACUUUCACGAUCCGAUUGCCGAACAGAAAAUGUAUAUAGAGGUCGAAGACUGGGACGAGCUCGCCGAAGCGGUAGAGGAAUAUCUCUCAGAAUAUAACGAUAUGUCGAAGACGCCAAUGGAUCUGGUGCUCUUCAGAUUCGCGAUAGAGCAUCUCUCAAAAAUUUGCCGCGUGAUGAUGCAGCCACGCAGCCACGCUCUUCUGGUCGGCAUGGGUGGUUCCGGUCGACAAUCCCUGACGAAGUUGGCGGCCCAUAUAUCCGACUACGAGCUCUUUCAAGUGCAGAUAUCUCAGCAGUACGGCAUGUAUGAAUGGCAUGAAGACCUGAAAAACAUCCUGCAGAAAAGCGCAGCGAGCGACUUGCAUACGGUUUUCCUCUUCAUGGACACGCAAAUCAAGGAAGAGGCCUUCCUGGAGGAUAUUAGCAAUCUUCUUAAUUCCGGCGAGGUGCCCAAUCUGUUCGCAGCGGAUGAGAAGUCCGAAAUCUGCGAGAAAAUGCGGAUCAUCGAUCGGCAAAGAGACAGAUCCGUACAGACGGACGGCAGCCCGGUGGCACUCUUCAAUUUCUUCGUGCAGACAGUGCGCGAGAAUCUGCACAUCGUGGCGACGAUGUCGCCGAUAGGCGACAGCUUCCGCAACCGGGUCCGCAAAUUUCCCGCGUUGGUCAACUGCUGCACCAUCGACUGGUUGCAACCCUGGCCUGAGGAUGCCCUGCUCGCGGUCGCCACGCAAUUCUUAAGCGAGAUCGACAUGCCAAGCGACGAACGUCACGCCUGCAUUGCGAUGUGUCAAUACUUCCAUAUAUCCACGCAGGAACUAACGAAGGAUUUUCUGAGACGAUCGAAUCGCUACAAUUACGUUACACCGACUUCUUAUCUGGAGCUGAUCAACACGUUCAAGGAACUGCUGGACCAGAAGCGGAAGGAAGUGCUAGAGGGCAAGAAGAGAUACGAGGCUGGUCUUGGCAGGUUGGACAGCACGCGCAAAGAAGUCAGCAGGAUGCAACAGAUCCUGAUAGCUCUUCAGCCGAAGCUGCUAGUGGCUGCGAAGGAUGUGGAGAGUAUGUUUCUGAAUGUGCAGAAGCAGAGCGAGGAAGCCAGCGAGAUCGCACAAGUCGUUAAAAAGGACGAAGAGGCCGCUAUGAUUGUCGCCACGGAAGCCAAAGAGAUCCGCGCUGAGUGCGAUGCCGAUCUUCAGCAAGUAAUGCCGAUACUAGACGCAGCAAAUGCUGCUUUAAACACCUUGACUCCGCAGGACAUCCAUAUCGUCAAAUCCAUGAAACGUCCGCCGGCUGGUGUACGAUUGGUCAUGGAAGCGAUUUGUAUACUAAAGGAUGUGAAACCGGAAAAGGUACAAGGUCCGGAAGGCCCGAUAGACGAUUACUGGAAGCCAUCGCUUCGCAUUUUGGGCGACAUACGAUUUCUGGAAUCAUUGCUAAACUAUGACAAAGACAACAUUCCCGAACACAUCAUGACCACCAUUCGCACGACAAUCUUAACGAAUCCGAAUUUCGACCCGGAACGUAUCAGAUAUGUGUCGACCGCCUGCGAGGGUCUCUGCCGUUGGGUGUUUGCUCUAUCGGAGUACGACAAAGUCGCCAAAGUAGUGGCGCCAAAAAACGCCUUGGCGAAGGCCGAAGCCGAUUUUUCUACAGCGAUGGAACAGCUGACACUGAAGAGAAAUCAACUGCGGGAGGUGCGGGAAAGAUUGGCCAAAUUGGAGACUUUGCUGGCGCAACGAAGGGCCGAAUACCGGGCGAUGACCGACGAAGUUAAGGAUUGCGAGGAAAAACUGAGAAGGGCUGAAGAGUUGAUCGGAGGUCUCGGUGGCGAAUACACCAGAUGGUCCGAGACUGCCAAAUCGCUUGGAGAAAGCUACUAUAGAUUAACAGGGGAUAUCUUGAUCGGUUCCGGCGUGGUAGCUUACCUCGGCGUCUUCACGAUGCAGUAUCGGCAGCAGCAGCUGGACGACUGGGUGGCAUACUGCACCAAUCUGAAGGUUGUCUGUACUCAAGAUUUUCAGCUCACGCAGGUGCUGGGCGAUCCAGUGCUUAUCCGCGCCUGGAAUAUAUUCGGCCUGCCCACCGACUUAUUCUCCAUUGACAAUGCCAUAAUUGUUACGAAUUCGCGACGCUGGCCGCUCAUGAUUGACCCGCAAAGUCAGGCGAAUAAGUGGGUAAAGAAUAUGGAGAAAGCAUCGAAUUUGCAUGUCAUCAGAUUGACACAACCGGAUUACAUGAGGACUUUGGAGAAUGCGGUACAAUUCGGACAGCCGGUGCUAUUGGAAAACAUCGACGAGGAAGUGGACCCGGCUCUAGAAUCAUUGUUGAUGAAACAGACCUUUAGAUCUGGUGGUGCGUUGUACAUCAAGUUAGGCGACAGCAUCAUCGAAUAUUCCGAAAAGUUCCGAUUUUACAUCACCACGAAAUUACGAAAUCCGCAUUAUCUACCAGAAGUGGUAGUAAAGGUAACUCUGCUAAAUUUUAUGAUCACCCCAGAUGGUUUGGAUGAUCAGCUUCUAGGUAUAGCUGUUGCAAAAGAAAGACCCGAGCUUGAAUCACAGAAAAAUGAGCUGAUAAUUCAAGGAGCGGCUAAUAAAAAAUUGUUAAAGGAGAUAGAGAAUAAGAUUUUGCGAGUACUGUUUGCGUCCAAGGAGAAUAUCCUCGAAGAUGAAACUGCCAUCAGGGUGUUGAGCUCUUCGAAAAAUCUUGCCAACGAAAUAGAAAGUAAACAAACAGCUGCCGAAAUUACCGAGAAAUCCAUUGACGCGGCGAGAUUGCAAUAUACACCAAUUGCGGUCUACAGCACUGUUCUCUUCUUCACAAUUGUCAUGUUGGCAAAUAUCGAUCCGAUGUAUCAGUACUCCCUCGCCUGGUUCGUCAAUCUUUUCAAGAAUACGAUCGAUAACACGCCGCCAGUGGAGGACAUAAAGCAGCGUCUGAAGGACCUCACCAGGAGCUUCACCUACUCCCUGUACGUCAACAUAUGCCGUUCUCUUUUCGAAAAGGACAAGCUGCUCUUCUCGUUCCUGCUGUCUGUGAACUUACUGAAUAAGCAAGGCCAGCUUUCGAUGGUCCAGUGGAUGUUUCUGUUGACCGGCGGCGUUGGCCUUGAGAAUCCCUUCGUCAAUCCUACCGAGUGGUUGCCGACGAGGUCCUGGGAUGAGCUUUGCCGAUUGGACGACGUGCCAGGAUUUACGGGAAUAAGAGACUCAUACACGAGAAAUAUCGACGAGUGGAAGAAGAUAUUCGAUCACAAGGAGCCUCAUACUUUGUCCUUUCCCGCUCCUUGGAAUAAACUGAGCAAAUUCGAAAGGAUGCUGGUGCUUCGAUGCAUCCGUCCUGACAAAGUAGUGCCGGCGAUGCAAUUAUUCGUCGAAGAACAAUUAGGGCCUCAGUAUAUCGUGCCACCGCUCUUCGACCUGGCGGCAUCUUUCGCGGACUCGCAUUCCUGCAUCCCGCUCAUAUUCGUCCUGACACCUGGCGCGGAUCCUAUGGCGCUCCUUCUGAAAUUCGCCGACGAUCAGGGCUUCGGUGCCACCAGGCUGUUCUCCUUGUCUCUGGGCCAAGGUCAGGGAAUCAUCGCCGAGGGUCUCAUAGAUGAGGGCGUGAAGAGCGGCACCUGGGUGGUGCUGCAAAAUUGUCACGUUGUCAAGACUUUUAUGGUCACUCUAGAGAAAAUAUGCGAAAGCUUCACGAAGGAAACGGUGCAUCCUGACUUCCGGUUAUGGUUGACAAGUUAUCCGGUCGCGCACUUUCCAGUUAGCGUCCUGCAAAACGGCGUGAAGUUGACGAACGAACCACCCAAAGGAUUGCGCGCAAAUAUUCUGCGAUCUCUUCACCAGGACCCGAUAUGCGAUCCCGAUUUUCACGAUACGUCGAAGCAGCGGAAUACUUUCAAACGGUUGCUCUUGUCGCUCUGCUUCUUUCACGGCAUCGUACAGGAACGACGGAAGUUUGGGCCCAUCGGUUGGAACAAUCAGUACGAAUUCAACGAGACGGAUUUACGUAUCAGCGUGCUGCAACUUAAGAUCUUGCUCGACCAAUACGACGACGUUCAGUUCACCGCAUUGAAGUAUCUAACUGGCGAAUGCAAUUACGGCGGUCGCGUGACAGACGAAUGGGACCGACGGACUCUGAACACUAUCCUGACGCGAUUCUAUCACAAGGAUGUGAUCGUGGCCGAUCAGAAAUAUCUGUUCGAUCCCAGUGGUCUUUAUUACAUACCGGCGGUCAGCGAGUAUAGUCAAUUUCUAGACUACGUGAGAGAAUUGCCAAUGACGACCGCGCCCAGCGUCUUUGGCAUGCACGAGAACGUUGACAUCAUCAAGGAUCAGCAGGAGAGCUACUUGAUACUAUCCUCCAUUCUGACUACUCAGAAUACCGAGGAGUUCAAAGACGUGGCCCAAGCAGAAAUAGACAUCGAGAAAUCACCGGACAAGAUUGUUUACAGCGUCGCGUCCGAUGUCCUGUCAAGGCUACCGCAGGACUAUGAUCUGAUGGUCGUUCAGGAAAAAUAUCCCACAUUGUACGAGCAAAGUAUGAAUACCGUGUUGGUUCAGGAGAUGGGCAGAUUCAAUAAACUCCUACAGACCAUUCGGAGUAGCCUCAUAAACGUCCAGAAGGCGAUUAAGGGCCUGGUGAUAAUGAGCCCCGAUCUUGAAGAAGUUUACUUGUCGAUCAUCAUCGGCAGGAUACCUAAGAUGUGGAUGAGACAUUCUUAUCCAUCCUUGAAGCCGCUCGGCAGUUAUAUGCACGACUUUCUAAAGAGACUAAAUUUUCUUCAGACUUGGUACACGGAAGGUCCUCCUACGUCUUUCUGGAUUUCCGGUUUCUAUUUCACGCAAGCGUUUCUCACCGGUGCCCGUCAGAAUUAUGCAAGGAAAUAUUCAAUCCCCAUCGAUUUACUGAUCUACGACUUUGUCCCCUUAAAAGACACUGUUUUUACAAAUCCGCCGGACGAUGGAGUAUACAUUUACGGAUUAUUUCUCGAUGGAGCUCGCUUCAAUAUGACUACAAUGAAGCUUGACGAAUCCUUCCCGAAGAUCCUUUACGAUAUCGUGCCUUAUAUUUGGUUAAUACCGGUAACAAAGGAUCAGGUGCAGGAUAAAGACACGUAUACGUGUCCAGUGUACAAGACCAGCGAGCGAAGGGGCGUGCUGUCGACCACCGGCCAUUCAACCAAUUUCGUCAUCGCGAUCUGGCUACCGACGUCGCAUCCGUCGGAGCAUUGGAUUCUGCGAGGCACCGCCAUGCUGUGCCAACUGUCAGACUAAUAUGCGACUGAUUCUCUGCUCACUAAACGAGAAGGUCUCUCCUUGAGAUUUGACUGGAGAUUUUAACGAGCUGGCUUCUGGCUGAUUGGAAAAUCUGCGUCGCUGUAAUUAACUUUCUUCAAUGAAUUGAAUUCCUUUAAUUAUUUCAACGGAGAAUACUUUUGCUCUAUGUUUAAAGAUUUGGACAGAUUUAUUUUUUAUGACAGCUGAUUGGCAUAAUAAUUAAUUCUUCUUCGUAGUGUUGUUGUUUGUAAAAGUAAAAAAAAUUGCGCAAAUAUAAACCUAUGGCUUUUUUAAGCUUUUAAUGAUUGUAAGACGAUACAUUCGUGUCUAUAAUAUAUAUAAAUUUUGUUUUU
Pogonomyrmex barbatus (red harvester ant) is the source of this 8668-nucleotide messenger RNA. It is a transcript of the gene Dhc36C, whose product is annotated as Dynein heavy chain at 36C. Gene Ontology annotation, molecular function: ATP binding; dynein light intermediate chain binding; minus-end-directed microtubule motor activity. Gene Ontology annotation, cellular component: dynein complex. NCBI's taxonomy places the organism in Eukaryota, Metazoa, Arthropoda, Insecta, Hymenoptera, Formicidae. Gene Ontology annotation, biological process: microtubule-based movement. The record is from RefSeq and is a predicted model, not a curated record.